Molecule: messenger RNA, 1489 nt
Organism: Periophthalmus magnuspinnatus
Lineage: Eukaryota; Metazoa; Chordata; Actinopteri; Gobiiformes; Gobiidae
Gene: slc19a3a
Product: solute carrier family 19 member 3a
Exons: 7
Coding region: 68-1435 (455 amino acids)
Biological process (GO): transmembrane transport; vitamin transport
Cellular component (GO): plasma membrane
Molecular function (GO): vitamin transmembrane transporter activity
Source: RefSeq, a predicted model, not a curated record
GGAAGACAAGUAUACACAGACUAAGCGCCUUCGUGUGUUUGAGGUAAAAGGAGUAACUCUGGUUUAAAUGGAACUAGUUAGGCGGUGGAGAAGUUGGAAGUCCGACUGGAGGUAUGCCACUGCAUUGUUGUGCGUGUAUGGAUUCUUCAGCACUGUCAAGCCAUUGGAGCCUUUUUUAAUACCAUUCUUGAGUGGCCCAGACAAGAACUUAACAACAGAACAGAUAAACAAUGAGAUUCUCCCAGUCUGGACUUAUUCCUACCUCACCGUGCUGGUGCCGGUGUUCCUGCUCACGGAUUGGCUGCGUUACAAGCCUGUGAUCAUCUUCCAAAGCGCUGCUCUUUUUGUCUUAACCGCGUUACUCUACUGGACCAAAAGUGUGCCAGCCAUGCAGGCCGGUCAGUUCUUCUAUGGGGUGGUGACAGCAUCUGAUGUGGCAUAUUUUUCAUACAUUUACAGCGUCUUAGAAGUGAAGCGGUACAAGAAGGCCACAUCUUACAGCCGCAGUGUGCAGCUUUUGGGGUACACAGUAGGAGCUGUCCUGGGACAGCUCCUGGUCAGUUUUGAUCUGAUGUCAUACAUGAACAUCGUGGUAUUCACUAUGGUCCUUACUGCUCUGGCCAUGGUUGCAUCCUGUCUUCUGCCAAUGCCAAAAAAGAGCAUGUUUUUCCACACAACAAGACCUAAUGCUCAAGAAGAUGGAGGUCAGGACAUAGAUAGGGGGUCUACUGGAGUGGUCCAAGAUGUGAAAGAAAGUAACUCCACAGGAAGGGUCAGUCUUGGUAAAAUACUUUGUCUUGUGAAGAAAGAUUUGGCUGACUGUUACUCAUCUAGAAACCUCUUUUGGUCCAUAUGGUGGGCAAUGGCGACCUGUGGCUAUAACCAGACUGUCAACUUUGUGCAGGUGCUAUGGGAUCAUGUUGAGCCCUCCCAGAACUCCAGCAUCUACAAUGGCGGAGUGGAAGCUGUCUCUAACCUCUUGAGUGCAGCUACAGCAUAUGGUGUAGGCUUCACUAAGGUGAGAUGGGAGCGCUGGGGAGAGCUGGCACUGGGUGGAUUCUCUGGACUGGGGUCAGCCUCCCUCUUUCUCAUGACCUUUAUAGGCAACAUCUGGGCAUGCUACGCAGGAUAUGUGCUCUUCAAAUGUUUGUACAUGCUGCAGAUAACAAUUGCCAUGUUUCAGAUUGCAGCUGGUCUGUCACUGGAGAGACACGCACUAGUGUUCGGAGUGAAUACUUUUGCAGCAUUGGUUCUGCAGACAAUCCUCGUGUCAGUGGUCGUUGACACUAACGGAUUGGGUCUAGGCAUCCUUCCACAGUUCACAGUAUAUGCAAGCUUUUUUGCAGUCAUUGCCAUGGUUUUCACUCUAAGAGGACUUUAUAUCAUAUGGACAUACAGAAGUGAAAGGCCAAACAUACAAGAGAUCAGAUUCUAAGAUGCUUUUUCUCCCUUUGUGUACUGUAGUAUUAAAUUAUUGACAACAGCACAA